AUGUCUGGAAUCUUCGGUGUCAUCGUCUCCGGACGCACACCCAUCGAAGUCCAACCCGUCUCGGAUUCCGAAUUCUCGUGUGAGAUUCUGAAUGCCGACGCCAUCAACCACGUCGUCGUCUUCCUCACCGGCGCCCAACCGUUUCCAGAAGGCGUCGGCGGAUCGGUGUACAUCAGAUGGCCAACGCAGGACGGCGGAAAUUGGCACUACCUGGGAUUCAUUUGCAAUCAGAAGCCCAGUGCGAUCUUCAAAGUUGCUCAGCUCCACAAAUCCGACGCCUCCCACGCCAACGUCUUCGGUGGACAGCAGAUGCAGCUAUAUUCCAGUGGAUCCGCACAGAUUGGCAUCAACGCAGAGGCCUUAUCGAUUAUUGAGGGUCGGCAGGCGGUGGAAGGCACUCAGGCUAGCCAACAGUCGACACUGGUUGAAUUCGCGGAGAAGAUGAUACGAAAUCUCAUCAACCACACUGAAUCAUUCUCAAUUCGUCUUCCUGAUCCAUCCUCGAUCACUGGUGCCUUCCAAUCGUGGUACAACUCGUUCUCUCGUCGCUUCGCCGCGAAUCCCUACUUCUGGAGAGCAUUGAAUAAUUCCUAA
Messenger RNA from Caenorhabditis briggsae, 594 nucleotides. NCBI's taxonomy places the organism in Eukaryota, Metazoa, Nematoda, Chromadorea, Rhabditida, Rhabditidae. Gene Ontology annotation, molecular function: nuclear import signal receptor activity; Hsp70 protein binding. Gene Ontology annotation, cellular component: cytosol; nucleus. Bases 1 to 594 code for a protein of 197 amino acids. The transcript has 4 exons. The record is from RefSeq and is a predicted model, not a curated record. Gene Ontology annotation, biological process: protein import into nucleus.